GUUGGUUGGCGAUGUGCCCCUUUCGCCUGCCCGUCGCCCUGUUUGUCAUUUCAACAGGUGAGCAGCACCGCAAGAAACGCAGCACACAAUGCCUCCCUCCACCUCUUUCUUCCGUUCUUUGCCCCUCUCCUUCUCUCUUGCUCAAAUGUUGGUUGAUCAGUGUGGGAGUGUGGUGCGGCUCCCGCCCCAGCCACCCUCCACUCUGCACCCAGAGCGCUGGCCAAGCGACCCGAGGGCAAACUACCACCAAAAGCUGCUAACGGCAAGCACGAAUCACAUGUGAAUGGGGAAUGGUGACGUACACGCGUGUCUGUCAUACCAUAUCAGAGACGGUCCCGAGCUUCGAGAUCAGCGCCUCGCAGAUGGUCACAGGCAGCUACCUGCGUCUGCCCACCCCGAUGCGAGAGCAGCUGGCUCCCCUCCUCGACGACGGCAAGCUUACGGUUCCUGACGAGCUCGACCAAGUUGACACGGCUGUGCGCCUGGAAUUCCUCAAGAACCUAUGUGUUGAGAGGUGGCCUCAGCUGGUGGGGGAGGGCAUCACCGCAGACGAACUCAACGAAUACGGCAUUUUGGAGCAGAUCAUUGCCCUUGCCACACAACUGCUGCCUCCCUUGAUUGAACUCGGCCUGAGGCUUGUCGACUUGGAGCUCCUGCCGGCAGGCAUACAACAGGCGGUGUAUAUGAUUCUUAUCGUGGCAAGGGGUAUCUUCGGACGAGGGACGACAGAGGGCGAUGGAGCCAAGGAAGUCGAGCACACCUGAUGGACACUCCUCAUUGCCAGCCGAUGGUAUUUGUGUGGUUGGCUGAGAAGUUUUUGGAGCCUUUUAGUUGGAGGACAGAGGGCUGGCUGCACGGAUUUCAUGUGUGAGUGUGUGUGUGUGGUGUGUGCGUGUGUGUGCGUGUGUGUGCGUGUGGGCUUCUGUUUUCACCAGCGUCUUUAUUUGUUGAAGGUGCCAUCCGUGUCUGUAAGACGUGAUCGUGUCAUCACCACACUGAAAUGACUGUACACACAUGUGGAACGCACUCGCGGUUUCAUAUACGGCAUAUAUACGGUUGCCUAAGUACUAGUGCUUUAGUAAGUGGAUUGCCGUGUGUCGAACACGUGCGUGCGACCUUGGGUGUGUUUUUUCUUACAUGCCUGGAUGGAUGGCUGUGGCUGGCAAGUGGUGAUAUGACUGACCAAUGCGCAUCCUAUCUAUCCCAUCACAUGUGCCGGCCAAGGGUGGGUACGUUUGUCACAGACAUGAGUGUCUCAACGGUUGAAACAGCCAUAUGAUGUG
Messenger RNA from Vitrella brassicaformis, 1283 nucleotides. The record is from the annotation of a GenBank genome assembly. Lineage: Eukaryota; Vitrellaceae.